AUGAUCAUGGAUGGGGAGUUUGCAAGAAACUGGAAUCGCAUCUACGUCUCAUCUAUCAGCGUGGUCGUAUCCUUCCUACUUUCCCUGAUUUACUGCACCGAGUUUGGAUACUACUUGCUUGACGCAGUAGAUACUUGGAUCAACAACAUGUCCCUGCUCUUCGUGGUGUGGUGCGAGUGUAUUGCUGCUACGACCAUCUAUCGACACAAGGAUAUUGUCGGUCUUCUCGGCUGGCCGUCUUAUAUAGUCUUCAAUGUUGGGUACGUUGGCGGUCAGAUACUCGGGCGUCCUGACUCGGCGCCACCUGCUUUCUGGAAGAAGAGCAUAUGGCUAGAGAAAACAUACUACUUGGGCUUUUACUCGGGUCUCCAACUCACUCGCGACCUCAACCUCGUCGUCGCCACUGGCAAGAACUGGUCCAUUCCCGUUUACUGGGGUGUCAUCGUCCGGUACUGCUCAGCGCCCAUCCUUAUCAUUGUCUUCAGCCUUGGAUACCCCGCAUUCAUAGCCGUACGCUACGACCCUCUGCACAUAUUCGGUUUCGUCGUCGCCCAUAUCGCAAUGCUCAUCAUAGCCUUUGGUCUUGUCUUCCCGCGGAUGAUGGAUGUCUUCGUCCCAGUUGAGCGUCGCGGCGAGGGCGAGAUUCCAUUCUCUCCGAACCUCGCUGUCGCUUCAGCUGACCUGAGUAUCGGCCAGCGACUUGAGGUUGGCGAGGAAACAGAUGCACGCAGUGACGUUAUGGAUCGUGAUAGUGAAAAGACAACAGUUCUGAGGAAAUCAACUCCCAAAGCGGGUGGUUGGGAAGAAGAGAAGGAAGUGUCGAGGUUGAAGAAAUGCGAAGCGAGAAAUUUUUAG
Diaporthe batatas is the source of this 855-nucleotide messenger RNA. RefSeq lists its product as uncharacterized. Gene Ontology annotation, cellular component: membrane. NCBI's taxonomy places the organism in Eukaryota, Fungi, Ascomycota, Sordariomycetes, Diaporthales, Diaporthaceae. The transcript has 4 exons. The record is from RefSeq and is a predicted model, not a curated record. The coding region runs from base 1 to 855 and encodes 284 amino acids.